CCCCGUUUCCCGCACCUCGCGCCUCCGCCCGCUUGGUCCCGCAGCCUUGCCGCCGCGCCGCUGAGUCGGACUUCCUGGGUACGGGCUUGUGCAGAGCCGGGUGGGGAGGCUGGACUUUGCAGUGGAAGCAGCAUCCCUGCCGCCUGGGACUUGGCGGAGGGCGUCCUCACUCAGGGGUGGGCAGAGGACCCGCCCUGACCUAGCCUGGCCCGGUCUAGUCCUGCCGGGCCUGACCGCCCCACCCAGGAGCCUGCUCUGAGGCAGGGGCCACUGGGGUCCCAGAGCGCAGCCGCCAUGGACAAGAUCCUGGAGGCGGUGGUGACGUCGUCGUACCCGGCGAGCGUGAAGCAGGGUCUGGUGCGGCGCGUGCUGGAGGCGGCGCGGCAGCCGCUGGAGCGGGAGCAGUGCCUGGCACUGCUGGCGCUGGGCACGCGCCUCUAUGUGGGCGGCGCCGACGAGCUGCCGCGCCGCGUGGGCUGCCAGCUGCUGCACGUGGCCGGCCGCCAUCACCCAGACGUCUUCGCCGAGUUCUUCAGCGCACGCCGCGUGCUGCGCCUGCUGCAGGGGGGCGCCGGCCCCCCGGGCGCCCGUGCGCUCGCCUGCGUGCAGCUCGGCCUGCAGCUGCUGCCCGAGGGGCCCGGGGCCGACGAGGUGCUGGCGGUGCUGCGGCGCGAGGUGCUGCGCACCGUGUGCGAGCGCCCCGGGCCCGCGGCCUGCGCGCAGGUGGCACGGCUGCUGGCGCGGCACCCGCGCUGUGUCCCCGACGGCCCGCACCGCCUGCUCUUCUGCCAGCAGCUGGUGCGCUGCCUCGGCCGCUUCCGCUGCCCGGCGGAGGGCGAGGAGGGCGCCGUGGAGUUCCUGGAGCAGGCCCAGCAGGUGAGCGGGCUCCUGGCGCAGCUGUGGCGCGCGCAGCCCGCCGCCAUCUUGCCCUGCCUCAAGGAGCUGUUCGCGGUCAUAUCCUGCACAGAGGAAGAGCCGCCGUCAAGCGCCCUGGCCAGCGUGGUCCAACACCUCCCAUUGGAGCUCAUGGAUGGCGUCGUCCGGAACCUCAGCAAUGAUGACAGUGUGAUGGACUCCCAGAUGCUGACUGCCAUCAGCAGGAUGAUCGACUGGGUAUCCUGGCCCCUGGGGAAGAACAUUGACAAGUGGAUCAUUGCACUGCUGAAGGGCCUGGCCGCUGUUAAGAAGUUCAGCAUCUUGAUCGAGGUUUCACUCGCCAAAAUUGAGAAGGUUUUCUCCAAGCUUCUGUACCCCAUUGUCCGGGGAGCCGCCCUGUCUGUCCUCAAGUACAUGCUGCUGACCUUCCAGCACUCGCAUGAGGCCUUCCACCUGCUCCUCCCUCACAUCCCCCCCAUGGUGGCCUCUCUGGUCAAGGAGGACUCCAACUCAGGGACCAGCUGCCUGGAGCAGCUGGCGGAGCUGGUCCACUGCAUGGUCUUCAGGUUCCCGGGCUUCCCGGACCUGUACGAGCCCGUCAUGGAGGCCAUCAAGGACCUCCAUGUUCCCAACGAGGACCGUAUCAAGCAGCUGCUGGGGCAGGAUGCCUGGACUUCUCAGAAGAGCGAGCUGGCUGGCUUCUACCCCCGGCUCAUGGCCAAGUCAGACACGGGCAAGAUUGGCUUAAUCAAUCUGGGCAACACGUGCUACGUGAACAGCAUCCUUCAGGCCUUAUUCAUGGCUUCCGACUUCAGACACUGUGUGCUCCGUUUGACUGAGAACAACUCACAGCCCUUGAUGACCAAGCUGCAGUGGCUCUUUGCCUUCCUGGAGCAUAGCCAGCGGCCUGCCAUUUCUCCUGAGAACUUCCUCUCUGCAUCCUGGACACCCUGGUUCAGCCCCGGCACGCAACAGGACUGCUCAGAGUACCUGAAAUACCUGCUGGAUCGGCUGCAUGAAGAGGAGAAAACGGGGACAAGGAUCUACCAGAAGCUCAUGCAGUCCAGCUCACCCUCCCCGCCCGAGGAGCCUCCUAGCCCAAGUUCAACCUCUGUGGAGAAGAUGUUUGGAGGCAAGAUCGUGACUCGGAUAUGCUGUCUCCGCUGCCUCAAUGUCUCCUCCAGGGAGGAGGCCUUCACGGACCUCUCUCUUGCCUUUCCACCCCCUGAGCGCUGUCGCCGCCGCCGCCUGGGCUCAGUGAUGUUCCCUGCAGAGGACUUCGGAGCCCGGGACCCCCCACUGCCAUCCCGAGCCCAGGUUCCAAGCAGGGCGGGUCCUCGGAGGCAGAGGAAACACUGCAUCACAGGGGACGCCCCCCCCACCGUCCUGGACAUUGAAGGCCUGGGCCCCCAGGGACCCCAGGGGCAGAGCAGUCAGGAGAAGGUGGAGAAGGAGGAGAGAGCAGAGGAGAAGGAGGAAAGAGCAGAGGAGGAGGAGGGGAGAGCAGAGGAGGAGGAGGAGAGAGCAGGAAAGGAGGAGAGAGCAGAGGAGACGGAGGAGAGAGCAGGGAAGGAGGAGAGAGCAGAGGAGAAGGAGGAAAGAGCAGAGGAGGAGGAGGAGAGAGCAGGGAAGGAGGAGAGAGCAGAGGAGAAGGAGGAGAGAGCAGAGGAGGAGGAGGAGAGAGCAGGGAAGGAGGAGAGAGCAGGGAAGGAGGAGAGAGUAGAGGAGGAGCAGGAGAGAGCAGAGGAGGAGGAGAAGAGAGCGGAGGAGGAGGAGGAGGAGAAAGAGAAAGAGCAAGAGGUGGAGAAGGAGGCCGAGAAGGUGGAGGGGGAGGCCGAGAAGGUGGAGAAGGAAGAGGACAGCCUGGGACCAGGGACCCACAGGGCUGCUGCCGCAUCCCCUGGGGAGGGCUCCCGCUCCGUCCUGGACCUGGUCAACUACUUCCUGUCCCCUGAGAGGCUGACAGCAGAGAACCGCUACUACUGUGAGUCGUGUGCCUCACUGCAGGACGCCGAAAAGGUGGUGGAGCUGGGCCAGGGGCCGCGCUACCUCAUCCUGACUCUGCUGCGCUUCUCCUUCGACCUGCGUACCAUGCGGCGCCGCAAGAUCCUGGACGACGUCUCCAUACCCCUGCUGCUCCGUCUGCCACUGGCGGGGGGCCGCGGUCAGGCCUACGACCUCUGCAGCGUCGUGGUGCACUCCGGAGUGUCCUCGGAGAGCGGUCACUACUACUGCUAUGCCCGUGAGGGUGCUGCCCGCCCAGUCCCUUCUCUGGGCACUGCCGAUAGGCCCGAGCCCGAGAACCAGUGGUAUCUGUUCAAUGACACUCGGGUGUCCUUCUCCUCCUUCGAGUCUGUCAGCAACGUCACUUCCUUCUUCCCCAAGGACACGGCUUACGUGCUCUUUUACCGGCAGCGGCCCGGGGAGGGGCCUGAGGCUGUGCCAGGCUCUCCCAGAGUCCGGACAGAGCCCACCCUCCACAAAGACUUGAUGGAAGCCAUUUCCAAAGACAACAUCCUUUACCUGCAGGAGCAGGAGAAGGAGGCACGGAGCAGGGCAGCCUACAUCUCUGCACUCCCCUCAUCUCCGCGCUGGGGGAGGGGCUUUGAUGAAGACAAGGAUGAGGACGAAGGCUCUCCGGGGGGCUGCAACCCUGCAGGUGGCAAUGGUGGUGACUUCCACAGAUUGGUCUUCUAAUGUGAAUCCUCCCUCAGCCUGCUCCUACCUGUGUGAGCACCACAGCAACCUCAGGGGAGGCCUUGACCCCUUCCUUCUGGGAGCAGGGUGGGGGCCCAGGUCCUAGGCAGAGGUGCUCUGCCAGGUGGGGUCUGAGGGAGGCUGUGGAGGCCAGUCCAGUCCUGAAGGCAGGCCCUUCCAAGGUCAAGAAAGAUGGAGAGGGAGCUUCUGGGAUGCCGCUCCUCAGCCUGAAGGGUACACGGAGACUCAGAUAUAGAGGUGAGACCCAAGCCCCUUAAACUGGGCCUCUGGCCCUGACACUGGGAUGAGCCCCAUUAAGAUUUUACACCCAAGUGUCCUGGUCAACUUGAAGCAGCUUAGAUGGACCACUCUGGGCCUUGUCUCCCUCCAUCCCCCCAGCAGGCUCCCUAACAGAGCUGAAGAAGUCACAGCUGUAGUGUUUUGCCAUCAAGUAGCAUUUCCCUUUUGGCUCCUUGCAGACAAUCCUGUUGCUCUGUACUAUAAAAAGAGCAGGCUCCAAGUCCUUGCACAAAGGAGGAGGCAGUGUGUCACACCUCUGGCUGCCUUCUUGUUUCUCUGAGGGGGUUUCAGAGGCGACGUAUGUGGGUGCCUGCAACGUUUGUGGUUUUUUUGAGAGGAUUGUAGGUGGGAAGCAGCCUGGCACAGGAUCAGAGACUGUCCC
Molecule: messenger RNA, 4255 nt
Organism: Diceros bicornis minor
Lineage: Eukaryota; Metazoa; Chordata; Mammalia; Perissodactyla; Rhinocerotidae
Gene: USP35
Product: ubiquitin specific peptidase 35
Exons: 11
Coding region: 295-3573 (1092 amino acids)
Biological process (GO): protein deubiquitination
Cellular component (GO): cytosol; nucleus
Molecular function (GO): cysteine-type deubiquitinase activity; cysteine-type endopeptidase activity
Source: RefSeq, a predicted model, not a curated record